AUGUGCCAUACAGUAGUUGACUGCGGACUGGAAGUCGUGACCCGCCAGUUGGUGCGUAACCUACGACAAGUCGCCCAGCAACAGCAGCCCUGCGGUGUCGACCUUACUCUACGUCAGGUCUCCGAGUGGACCUCGACGGCGACCAUCGACUUCGACAAUACCAAUCGUCAAGCGGCCAAAACCUCCACCCUGCCUUUCGACCGCACCAGCCACGCCAUCACACUCCCACCCGGCGCCUACCUGAUCGAUUUCAACGAAAUCGUUCAGAUUCCUCGGAACUACAUGGGGAGCAUAUUCCCUCGAUCAUCCCUCUGGCGUUCCGGCGUCGGGAUCGCCGCCGGCGUGGUCGACGCCGGAUACGAGGGUGCGAUGGGGCCCUUGAUGGAGGUGAAAAGUCACAACGGGGUGGUGCUUUACCGGAACGGUAAGCUCGCCCAGAUGGUCUUCGAGGAACUGGGGCAAUCGGUCGAGGGGUAUAAGGGGAUCUACCAGGCUGCAACGAGCAGAGUUGGGCGCGAUGGGGCACCAUGA
Messenger RNA from Aspergillus homomorphus CBS 101889, 531 nucleotides. Its product is annotated as putative dUTPase. Bases 1 to 531 code for a protein of 176 amino acids. The record is from RefSeq and is a predicted model, not a curated record. NCBI's taxonomy places the organism in Eukaryota, Fungi, Ascomycota, Eurotiomycetes, Eurotiales, Aspergillaceae. The transcript is spliced from 2 exons.